Caenorhabditis auriculariae is the source of this 2039-nucleotide messenger RNA. NCBI's taxonomy places the organism in Eukaryota, Metazoa, Nematoda, Chromadorea, Rhabditida, Rhabditidae. The record is from the annotation of a GenBank genome assembly.
AUGGCCAGGAAAUCUGCAUCGAAACGUCUCCAAGCUGAGAAAAAGGCGAAGGCUGAAGAAACCGUCGAAUUGCCACCGAAAGACGAGUCUCAAGAUCUUGUUGAUGGACUGAACACCAUGUCUAUUCAAAGUGGUGAGUCAAGACUUAAUCUAAUAAACAAAGUUAUAUUUAUUUUCUGAAACGAAAAAAACUUGCGUGAAAAACUUUCAAUUGGAAAUGUUUCAGAUCGCGCCGAGACUCGUAUGAAGACCAGCUCUUCGUGGAACUUGAAGGCCGCUCCAUUCACGCCGUCAUCUGAGAAGAAUACGAAGGACAAGUCCAAAGAAGAAUCUCCGGCAGACGAGAACAAUGCCGAAUUCAGUUCUGUAUCGUACUGGGCGCCAUCGGACAUGGCUUACAGAAGACGUGAGUUUCCUUUUUUGAGUGGCUAGUAACUGAUCAAUAUUCGAAAACCACUAAAACUACCAUUUUCAGGCCUUUGGUCGCCUCCACCCAAGAAAGUUUCUGACGACAAAAAGGCUUCCAAGGGUAAGUUCUUCUUAUAUUUUGAAUGAAACAUAAUUAUUUUAUGACAAAACGAAUUUUAAUCUUUUCGUGAUGGAAAAACUACUUAUUGGAAAAAAAUAACGCGUUUAAAUUAUUUUAGAAUCUCUUCCUGCGCACGGUUUGAACACGACGACAGAUGAGCCUCGAGGCAUUGACGCGUCGCUCAAUAGGUCGAUGGAUUCGCGAGUUCAAUCGGUUCAUGACCUUUUCAACAAGUUAGUUUCUGUUACAUUGGAAGAGUAACCAUAGAAAGCCGAAAAAGUAGCUCUCGACAGAAUUUCAUCCUAGAAAUCGCCAGUAUUAAGUAAAUUGGAAUAACAACUCAAACAAAAUUAUCAUAUCGACAAAGAAAUUUAAGAAAAACUUUCAGAAAACCUUCGGUCGCCUACGAACGUCUGCGCGUGAGCGUCGUCUUCCAAGGAAAAGGUAGACUUUUUAUCAUUUUUCUCUUCGAAAGAACUGAAUUUUUCAGUCUUGGGACCGGUCAACUUCACUUUGAACUGUAUUCAAAAGAUCUCCGGGUGCAAAAUUCGAUUGAACGCUGCUUACCUUCGUCCAAGAACGGCUUUCAACUUUUCACUUGAUCGGAACCCCGGUGAGUUAUUUUGUACUGCAAUCUAGUUUCCUUUGCAAUAAUUGUUCUGCAACUUUGAUAUAACUUAACGAUCUUUUUUAUUUCUAAAUAUAAGUUUUGUUUUCAGGAAAGUAUUCAUCACGCCAAGUCGCUCAUUGUAGAGUUCAUCGAAUUCGAGUGCUACAAACAUGGAAUUUCUUACUUUGUGAGUUUCUUUACACACAUUUUCGAUUGAUGAUAAUCAAAUUUCUUUCAGAUCUAUCCGUCGGGAGAGAUUGCUCCGGAUUUCCAAAACGUGGCUGAAUUUCCCGUCUAUGAUACUAACACAGAAGUCGUCGACGCGGAAGAUGUCCCGAACUUCAACGGUUAUCCCGAUUUCGCGGCCAACUCCGAUCAGAACGUCGUCCACAAUACGAACUUCAACGGUUAUCCCGAUUUCGCGGCCAACUCCGAUCAGAACGUCGUCAACAAUACGAACUUCAACGGUUAUCCCGAUUUCGCGGCCAACUCCGAUCAGAACGUCGUCAACAAUACGAACUUCAACGGUUAUCCCGAUUUCGCGGCCAACUCCGAUCAGAACGUCGUCAACAAUACGAACUUCAACGGUUAUCCCUGAUUUUCGCGGCCAACUCCGAUCAGAACGUCGUCAACAAUACGAACUUCAACGGUUAUCCCGAUUUCGCGGCCAACUCCGAUCAGAACGUCGUCCACAAUACGAACUUCAACGGUUAUCCCGAUUUCGCGGCCAACUCCGAUCAGAACGUCGUCAACAAUUCGAACUUCAACGGUUAUCCCGAUUUCGCGGCCAACUACGAUCAGAACGUCAACCAUACGGACGUCAAUGGGUAUCCUGUAUAUGCAGCACAGAACAAUUUCUACGACAUGAACUACAAUCCAGUCACGCCGCAAAACAAGUAA